GAAAAUGGUUAAAAAAAGAUUAUACGGUCUGCGAAGGUUUGACUUUUAGGUAUAAAAAUAUAUCCUCUGCCAUUUACCCAAUUCCUUGCAUAAAUAAUGAUGUAUGGUGAUGCCAAUGGAAAGCGUAUAUAUCAUUAAAGGGAGUUUUUGUCAGAGAGAGUGUCCCUCUGCUCUCUGCUCUGCGCAACAACUCUGGGCAAGGUUCUAGUGGGCCUGUAGAAAUUGUAACCGGGAGAUUCGGAGUGCUCUCUGCCUUACAGACACAUUCUGACUCUGAUUUCAACAUUUGUACGUCGGUUUCUAAAUUAACCCGAUAGUUUCUGCAGCAGAAAAGACGAGUGAAUAGAACAGGAUGGCGACCAUAAAGAGGGAACGUGAAAUCGACGAAGACGAAGAUUCUGAAGUACCUGUAAAAGUGAGUCGAACACAUGAGGCGGAGGACAAGAGAAGUCGCCAUUGCCCCUACCUUGACACCAUUAACAGGAGCGUUCUGGACUUUGACUUUGAGAAGCUGUGCUCCAUCUCGUUGUCCCACAUAAAUGUGUAUGCCUGUCUGGUUUGUGGGAAAUACUUCCAGGGGAGAGGACAAAAGUCUCAUGCCUACACACACAGUGUACAGUUCACUCACCAUGUAUUCCUUAAUCUGCACACACUGAAAUUCUACUGCCUGCCUGACAAUUACGAGAUCAUUGACUCCUCGCUGGAGGACAUCACGUACGUGCUGAAGCCUACAUUUACUCGCCAGCACAUCGGCGGUCUGGACAAGCAGGGCCGUCUCUACCGUGCCUAUGACGGCACGACCUACCUGCCUGGCAUCGUUGGGCUCAACAACAUUAAGGCCAAUGACUAUGCCAACGCCGUGCUACAGGCCCUCUCUAAUGUACCUCCGCUGAGGAACUAUUUCCUGGAGGAGGAGAACUACCGCACGAUUCGCCGGCCCCCGGGUGACAUCAUGUUCCUGCUGGUGCAGCGCUUCGGGGAGCUGAUGAGGAAGCUGUGGAACCCGCGCAACUUCAAGGCCCACGUCUCGCCCCACGAGAUGCUGCAGGCCGUCGUGCUCUGCUCCAAGAAGAACUUCCAGAUCACCAAACAGGGGGACUCUGUGGACUUCCUGUCUUGGUUUCUCAAUGCUCUGCAUGGGGCCUUGGGUGGCACCAAGAAGAAACCAUCCAUCAUCACAAAAGUGUUCCAGGGUUCUAUGAGGAUCUUCUCUAAGAAACUGCCUCAUCCCGACUUGCCACAAGAGGAGAAGGAGGCCCUGCUGCUGACGGAGGACUACCAGGAGGUGAUGAGUGAGGCCCCCUUCCUCUACCUGACGCUGGACCUCCCCACUGCUCCCCUCUACAAGGAUGAGAAGGAGCAGCUCAUCAUCCCACAGGUCCCCCUCUUCAACAUCUUCACCAAGUUCAAUGGCAACAUGGAGAAGGAGUACAAGACGUACAAGGAGAACUUCCUGAAGCGGUUCCAGCUGACGCGGCUGCCUCCCUAUCUCAUCUUCUACAUCAAGAGGUUCAACAAGAACAACUUCUUUGUGGAGAAGAACCCCACCAUCGUGAACUUCCCCAUCACGUGUGUGGACCUGCGCGAGUAUCUGACAGAAGAGGCCCAAGUUACGGAGAAAAGCACGACCUAUGACCUCGUAGCCAACGUAGUGCAUGAUGGGAAACCGACAGAAGGAUCCUACAGAAUCCACGUUUUACAUCAUGGCACUGGGAAGUGGUAUGAGAUGCAGGAUCUGCAGGUGACAGAUAUUCUCCCCCAGAUGAUCACGCUGUCUGAGGCGUAUAUACAGAUCUGGAAGAGAAGACCAAAUGAAGAGGAAGAUGAAGAUGAAAAGGACAGUCACACAGGGGCCUGAGACCACAAGAGGAAGCCCUAUCAAAAACACGUUCUGGCUGUGUGUGUGUGUGUGCUGAAGAAAUUGGCUGUUUUUUUUUAUUAUUAUUAUUAUUUUAAUGUAAGAAAUAAUUAAUUAAAAAGGAGCUAAAACAUACUACUUUCAGACCUUAAAACUCUUAUUUUGUGCUCCGAUGGCUGAUGAUAUACCAGGUAAAGUUCUGGAAUACAUUGGAGUCAAAAGCUUACGGAAGAAAUUAUUAAUUAAAAAGGAGCUAAAACGUACUACUUUCAGACCUUAAAACUCUUAUUUUGUGCUCCGAUGGCUGAUGAUGUACCAGGUAAAGUUCUGGAAUACAUUGGAGUCAAAAGCUUACGGAAGAAAUUAUUAAUUAAAAAGGAGCUAAAACUUACUACUUUCAGACCUUAAAACUCUUAUUUUGUGCUCCGAUGGCUGAUGAUGUCCCAGGUAAAGUUCUGGAAUACAUUGGAGUCAAAAGCUUACUGAAUGAAAAAAAGGGCAGGAAUGCUGCCCAAGUGUGUUAUCUGAAAAACUAGCCGAUAAGUUCUUGAAUAAACGGCAUA
This is a messenger RNA of Clupea harengus (Atlantic herring), 2421 nucleotides long. It is a transcript of the gene usp39, whose product is annotated as ubiquitin specific peptidase 39. The record is from RefSeq and is a predicted model, not a curated record. Gene Ontology annotation, molecular function: cysteine-type deubiquitinase activity; zinc ion binding. Lineage: Eukaryota; Metazoa; Chordata; Actinopteri; Clupeiformes; Clupeidae. Gene Ontology annotation, biological process: mRNA processing; spliceosomal complex assembly; protein deubiquitination.